Messenger RNA from Apis dorsata (giant honeybee), 1339 nucleotides. RefSeq lists its product as uncharacterized. Lineage: Eukaryota; Metazoa; Arthropoda; Insecta; Hymenoptera; Apidae. The transcript is spliced from 4 exons. The coding region runs from base 99 to 1049 and encodes 316 amino acids. The record is from RefSeq and is a predicted model, not a curated record.
GUGUAUUUGUGCAUAUAUUUUCGCGAGAGAGGAUGUUGUUUUCGCGAGUGUGUCGAUAAAGGAAAGGUGAUUGCAGGAUUCGUGUGACGUUCAGAAGAAUGCGACUAGUGCAAUUGCCGGUAAGGAUAGGUUACGUGGUGUUGUUGACGCUGUUGGUACCGUGUCUGUCGGUCACAUUCGAGGAUGGAACUUCCGGAUCCGAGGCAGACGAGAAUCACGUGCCGGAAGAACGGGCGAAUUUCAACAAGACGCGGCAAGGGAAGGGACUUUUCGAUUGGAUAGUGGAUCGAAACGUGGAUCCUUACGUGGCAAAGACGAAUCAAGGAUGUUUAAACGGCGAUCUAGCUGAAUGCUUCAAAUCUCAGGCUUUGGGUUAUUUCUCCGAUUUCUUCGACCAGCCUCGCUACGAUAUGAACGAACACGUGAAGGUUAUCAGGAUGUCGAAUGACAUCGUGCAGGAGGUCGAUCGUCAACCGUAUGAAUACUCCAGCGAAGCCAGGUCUACAGACUCUGAAUGGGACCAACUGAUGAAGUUCGCUCUGAGAAAAAUUGAAAAAUUCGUGAAAACCGUGGCCAUCGAAUUGCACGUACCUUCUGAGGAAACUGGAGAAAACGAAGUGUACGCACCGCGAUUCUUGGAUGAAAUCGCCGACGAAAUUGAUACUCUUGAGAACAAAAAGGAUACCCUUUUCUCUCGUAAUCAAUUCAAGAGACUUCUAAUCCCCAUGCUGCUCGUGUUGAAGCUGUUCAAACUGAAGCUGCUCUUGUUCCUGCCUCUGAUCCUGGGCCUGGCGUCCUUCAAGAAGUUUCUAGGCUUCCUUGCGAUCGUGAUACCCGGUUUAAUCGGCUUCUUCAAACUUUACAAGCCGUUUACACAGACUUAUCAUCCACCUGUGUACAGUCAAAGUGGCAUAGCUUAUCCGUAUCACAAGGAAAACAGUUAUCCUUAUCCCGGGGAACACCACGGUCCUGAAUAUCCAACUGGAUAUUACAGAGACACCUAUGGACAGGAACUUGCUUAUCGAGGCUAUCGAGAUUACCACUCAUAAAGUCAUAAAGAGAAUCGAAUAUUGAAAAUUUUGCUCCAUCUUUGCUCUCUUCGAUGUUGACCUGAUGAUAGUAUUAUGAUAUUUUUGUAUCUAUACAAUGAUAUAUUUUUUUUAUAUUAUUACGUUUGAUGGAAUUGUAUCGAAGAAAUCUUUGUAAAAGAUUUCUUUUCAUGUUUCUUUGAGAAUUUAUCCAAGGGAUACGAUACGCUCUCUUUUUUAGAUUAUAAAUCAUUGCCAUCAUUGAACGCAAUAGUCUUUCGUUCGAAUAUUGUAAGUGAUCAGCUAUGUCC